GUGGGACUUCAAAAGUCAGACGCAACUCCAGCCUGCCACACGCGCCUCGAGAUCGCCAACCGUCGAUGGAUCGAUCGCACAAUAGCGAAGAAAUUAAGCCGCUUUGUUUGUAUACCUAUUAUUGCAUUACGUACUAUACCUGUGACAAAAGGAUCCUCGAAGACAAGUUGGUCCCCUAAUAGAUCACUUGUUGACACACGUACAGAGAGGUGGCCCUUUAAACUAGAUGAGAUGUGGCUCUCAUCAACCCCGGAUGAGUAGUCACGUCUUGGAAUCGAAACGGAUCGAUGUGGUGAGCCAUUCAUCACGACUGGCAGUCUCUAAUGCACUAAAAAUACGAAAAGUCCAGGUAAACCAGAGCUGCAGUCAUUCGAAAAGCGGCUUAGGCGAUGACGGAUCAACUGCUGAGCUCCGCGGGCAGUGCUCCGGGGGAUCCCCCAGCGGUUUUGGUGCCCGUGUCCGCCUCUACAGGCGGACCAUAUCUGAGCGGUGGAUCUGAGAACGAAGCGGAGUCCACGGAGCAGCCCGUCCUCCUUGAACUGGGUGCUCCGCAGGCAGUUAGUCUGAAUUAUACGCUAACACCCGAUGGCGCUGGCCUACUGGCCUAUGCUCCAGUUCAUCAGCACACCAACUACUCACCCACCAACUUUGCCUACGAAAAAGAGCCACAUAACCUGGCUCUAUUGCCACCACCACCCACUUAUAGUGUGAUUCCCCAGCCGGUGUCGAUGUGGCAUGCCGGCUCUCCAGCGGGGCAUGGGGCCUUGGAGGGCAGUAAACACAGUGAUCUGGUGGUCCCGCCGCCCAUGUACAUGAGCUAUGGGGGCGGCAGCAUAGCCAAUAGCACGGAGCUGGAUAUAUCCAAGGAACACAAUCCCGCCUGGCGGGAGAAAGCCUUGCAAAUGGAGAAAGACUACAGGCGAACGGCCUGCGAUCGGGAGAGAACCAGGAUGCGGGACAUGAACCGAGCCUUCGAUUUACUGCGCUCCAAGCUGCCCAUUUCCAAGCCGAAUGGGAAAAAGUACUCCAAAAUCGAGAGCUUAAGAAUUGCCAUCAAUUACAUAAAUCACCUGCAGGCCAUGUUGCGGGACAGUUCGGUGGCCCAAAAUGGCAGUGGAUGCUGUGCCUGGAGUGGCGGUAGUAGUUCGCCCUAUGACAAUGCCAACGAUCAUUGGGGAGCGUAGCUUCAAAUAUAUUCUAGUUUCUAAGUUCAGUCAAACUUGGCGAAUGUGAACUUCUAUAUCUACUAUAGAGUAAAUAAUUCCAAUUAAAGGACCACCGAACUAAGGGAUUUAAAAAGAACAUAUAGUGGUGCUACAGAAAUCUUUAGAUUUUUGUAUUAAAUUUUAAAGGUGUCUAAAACUAUGCAAUUUAAAAUAUAUUUGUUAUUUUAAUGUAAUUGCGUACUUUUAGACACUUUUAUAAAUUAUUUUAAAACCCUAGGGAUUUGGAUGGCACUACCCAAAUAUAUUUUUUAGCCCCGAGAAAGUCUUACUUUUAGAAAAUAACCAUGCCAAGUUUUAUGUGCAGCUUGCCAAAGAUAUCACUGGCGGUAGUCACACUAAAUUACCGUGUUUUAUAAAAGUUCCAUCGUUAAAAUCCCAAUUUGGAAAAUUAGUUUUGAAAUUACUAUUUUCGAAAAACUGUUGCUUUAAUUUCUCAUAAGUCCAACUGUUAAAUUUUUUAUAAUUGUAAUAAAAGAAAAAAUGAAGAAUACA
Drosophila elegans is the source of this 1718-nucleotide messenger RNA. RefSeq lists its product as uncharacterized. The transcript is spliced from 2 exons. Bases 390 to 1184 code for a protein of 264 amino acids. Gene Ontology annotation, cellular component: nucleus. NCBI's taxonomy places the organism in Eukaryota, Metazoa, Arthropoda, Insecta, Diptera, Drosophilidae. The record is from RefSeq and is a predicted model, not a curated record. Gene Ontology annotation, biological process: mesoderm formation; regulation of transcription by RNA polymerase II. Gene Ontology annotation, molecular function: DNA-binding transcription factor activity, RNA polymerase II-specific; protein dimerization activity; RNA polymerase II cis-regulatory region sequence-specific DNA binding.